Messenger RNA from Vombatus ursinus (common wombat), 2037 nucleotides. RefSeq names its product leukocyte immunoglobulin-like receptor subfamily B member 2. Bases 51 to 1085 code for a protein of 344 amino acids. The transcript is spliced from 10 exons. Gene Ontology annotation, cellular component: plasma membrane. NCBI's taxonomy places the organism in Eukaryota, Metazoa, Chordata, Mammalia, Diprotodontia, Vombatidae. The record is from RefSeq and is a predicted model, not a curated record.
UCUUCAUGACCCUUUGGCCAGGCAGCUUAGAUCAGGGCUGAGGGGCCAGCAUGGCCCCCAGAGUCACUUCUCUUCUGUGCCUGGGGCUGUGUCUGAGCCAGAAGAUCACAGCUCCAGAGGGGACACUGCUCAGACCCUCCAUUAGGGCUGUGCCCAGCUCUGUGGUCCCCAAUGGGGCAGAGGUAAGGCUCUAUUGCCAGGGCCCACAGGGAAGCAAGAGUGUUCAGCUUUGGAAGGAUGAAGCAUUCUCACUCCAGAUAAAUACCUCCAGAGAAGAGGCUGAGUUCCGCCUUCAACGAGAGAGAAUAAAUGCUGCAGGCAGCUACAGCUGCCGCUACUGGCAGGGACUCCACUGGUCAGAGUUCAGUGCCCCCCUGCAGCUGGUGGUGACAGGAUUCUUCUCUAAACCAUCGUUACAAGUUCGACCAAGCACCAUGGUAGCUGUAGGGGAGACAGUGACCCUUGUGUGCCAGGAGUUAAUAAGCAGUGGUUUUCUUAAAUUGACAUUCUUUCUGCUGAAGGCUGGGGUGCCGGCCCCAUUACAGCACCAGAGUCCAGAGGGGAAGAUGGCCAGCUUCACUCUCCCAUCUGUGAAGGCUGAGGAUGCUGGAAACUACAGCUGUGUUUACUCAGGCAAGGACAGUAAGAGAGCAUCAGAUCCCAGUGAUGUCCUAAUGUUGGAGGUGACAGGUAAAAAGACUGCACAUCCUCAAAGAAAAGAGCUCGGAAUCACCCUCAUUGUUACUGUCAGCUGCGUCUCCAUCUUCUUCUUCCUCCUCUGCCUCCUGGUCUUUCUCUGCCGCCGGCACACCCAACACAGGAGCUCAUGUGGAGACACUCCCAGGAGGUCCUCAGACAGCGCAGGUGUCCCUCAGUCUCUCUACCUCACCUCCCUCCCUCCCAAGGAGAUAAUGUAUGAAGACGUAUCCAAGGGGAGACAGCUGGAGACACGGGCCUCUGAAUCUGAAGACUCCCAGGGAGUGACUUACUCUCAUCUGAACACAGCUGCCCUCGACGAGGGGCAGAGAGUCCCGACGUCUGCACCCCCGGAGCCCAGCGUCUAUGCCACUCUGGCUUUGCACUGAUGGGGCAGUAGAGACCCUGUCACCCCAAGAAGGGGAGCUGGAGCUUCAGAGAGAGGGAAGAGCAAUGAAGGAUGGGCUGGGAAUUGGGACACAUGAAUCUGGGUGUCAAGUUUGGGCACUGAACCCAAGAGACCUUUCAUCCCACUGCCCCCAGGGGAACAUCUGGCACAUAGGCCCCAUUUGUCCCUCCGGCCUCCCAGUCUCUGCCCCAUGGCACCUUCUGUACUAGUCCAUACCAAUUCAGACCAGGUUUUCUGUUGUCUAGGUGACCUCUAAGGUCCCUCCUAAUUCUAUUGUUCUGAGCUGCUGGGAGAAAGUAGCUCAGUCUUCACGUUGUGAUAUUCAUUGGGUUGGUUUGUGAAGCAUCCAACGAGUUUCCUUUUGAUUCUGGUGGCGCUGGUGUUGAAUAGUGAUUCGAUGUUGUUAGACUCAUGCACUGGGUGCCAGUGGAAGCUUUGAUGCAUUCCGGUCUGGGAAUCUGAAAGAAAGGACGGAUGAGGGAGGAGGGUCCAGAAGGACCGAUCCAUUCCCCAGCUUACUCUCACGGGCCACAGAUGCGGACUUUCCUCAGGAAGAGCACACAGUCCUUGCCUUCCAGUAGAUCCACCCCAGUUCAUCAGGGCCCACACAGCAGUUUCCUGUGUCAUUGUAGCUAGGGGCUACUCUUCCCCCUCCCAAGCAUGUGAAAACAAGGAAUGGUGGUUUCCUGCCCUUGUAGUCCAAUGUGGAGGACUGGCUGCUGCUGUAUUUUCCAGUGACCUGGGCUGGCUGGCUCUUCUUGCCCUCCUUCCCUGGCCCUUUCUGCCAUUCCAUUUUUACUGUUGUAUUUCCCAUCGCUAGUAUCUAUCUAACAUAGCUAAAGAGAAUUUAGCUUUUUGUUCUGUCAUGUCUGACGGUGACAUUUGGGGUCUUCUUGGCAAAGAUCCUGAAGUAGUUUGCCUUUUCCUUCUCC